UUUUGCCUUCAAACCCCAACAACCCAACUCCCCUCUCUAUUUAAAGCUCCCAAUUUUGGUUGAUCAGACUCAGGAAUAUUUCUGGGUAACCUGAAAGUUCCUUCCUUUUCUUCUUAUACAUUCAAAAAGAUCAAUUUUUUCCCCAUUCUUUUUUUUUUUCUUGCCUCUGCUCUGUUUUCUAAUUUCUUCACCCAAUUCAUCCGUUACCCAUUUCGAAUUCUUUAGAAAAGAAUGGAGCUUUGCAACGAGAAGAACGGUCCGGUGGCUGUUGGUGCCGACCCAUUGAACUGGGGAAUGGCUGCCGAGUCGCUGAAAGGCAGCCACGUGGACGAGGUGAAGCGCAUGGUGGAGGAGUCCAGAUCCCCUGUCGUGCAGCUUGGCGGCCAGACCCUCACCGUUGCCCAAGUAGUGGCCAUUGCGUCCGGCGCCGGCGCCACCGCGGUGGAGCUGUCGGAGGAGGCCCGGCCGAGGGUGAAGGCCAGCAGCGAUUGGGUCAUGGAGAGUAUGAGCAAAGGGACGGACAGUUAUGGCGUCACCACUGGGUUCGGGGCCACUUCCCAUAGGAGGACCAAACAGGGUGGAGCACUUCAGAGCGAGCUCAUUAGGUUCUUGAAUGCUGGGAUCUUCGGCAACGGCACAGAGUCCGCCCACACGCUGCCUUACUCUGCGACCAGGGCUGCCAUGUUGGUCAGGAUCAACACCUUGCUGCAGGGCUACUCGGGGAUCAGGUUCGAGAUCUUGGAAGCCAUCUCCAAGCUGCUAAACAACAAUGUCACCCCAUGUUUGCCCCUCAGAGGCACCAUUACAGCAUCCGGUGACCUGGUCCCAUUGUCCUACAUUGCUGGACUGUUGACAGGCCGUCCUAACUCCAAGGCGGUGGGACCUAACGGAGAGUCACUUGACGCUGCUGGAGCCUUCAAGGUUGCAGGGAUCCCUGGUGGGUUCUUUGAGUUGCAGCCCAAGGAAGGUCUAGCCAUGGUGAAUGGUACAGCAGUCGGUUCUGGACUUGCCUCCAUGGUGCUUUUUGAUGCCAACAUUCUGGCUGUUCUCUCCGAAAUUAUGUCUGCGGUGUUUGCUGAGGUUAUGCAAGGGAAACCAGAGUUUACAGAUCACUUGACACACAAGUUAAAGCAUCACCCUGGCCAGAUUGAAGCUGCAGCAAUCAUGGAACAUAUUCUGGAUGGAAGUGACUACAUUAAAGCUGCUAAGAUGUUGCACGAGAUUGACCCGUUGCAGAAGCCCAAACAAGAUAGGUAUGCACUUAGGACAUCACCUCAGUGGCUUGGCCCUCUGAUAGAAGUGAUUAGGAUGUCGACAAAAAUGAUCGAGAGAGAAAUCAACUCUGUGAAUGACAACCCAUUGAUUGAUGUAUCGAGGGGGAAGGCAAUCCACGGAGGCAAUUUCCAGGGCACCCCCAUUGGUGUCUCCAUGGACAACACCCGUCUAGCCAUUGGUUCCAUUGGUAAGCUCAUGUUUGCUCAAUUCUCUGAGCUUGUCAAUGACUUCUACAACAAUGGGUUGCCUUCAAACCUCACUGGUGGGCGAAACCCUAGCUUGGACUAUGGUUUCAAAGGUGCUGAGAUUGCCAUGGCAUCUUACUGCUCGGAGCUCCAGUUCCUUGCUAACCCGGUAACGAAUCAUGUCCAGAGUGCUGAACAACAUAACCAAGAUGUGAACUCUCUGGGGUUGAUAUCAGCAAGGAAGACGGCUGAAUCAGUUGAGAUACUGAAGCUCAUGUCCACCACUUACUUGGUUGCUUUAUGUCAAGCCAUUGACUUGAGGCAUAUCGAGGAGAACCUGAAACACACAGUGAAGAACACCGUGAGCCAAGUUGCCAAGAGAGUGCUAACCACUGGGGUGAAUGGAGAGCUCCACCCGUCCAGAUUCUGCGAGAAGGACCUGCUUAAAGUUGCAGACAGGGAGUAUGUAUUUGCCUAUGCUGAUGAUCCUUGCAGCGCAAACUACCCACUGCUGCAAAAGCUGAGGCAGGUGCUGGUCGAGCAUGCAUUGUCGAAUGGGGAGAUGGAGAAAGACUCCAACACUUCAAUCUUCCACAAGAUUGGACAGUUCGAGGAAGAGCUGAAAGCCAUCCUGCCUAAAGAAGUGGAGAAUGCAAGGGCUGAGCUGGAGAACGGAAACCCAGCCAUCGCAAACAGAAUAAAGGAAUGCAGAUCGUACCCAUUGUACAAGUUUGUGAGAGAAGAAAUGGGUACCGGUCUGCUUACCGGUGAGAAGGUCCAAUCCCCAGGUGAGGUCUUCGACAAGGUCUUCUCAGCAAUGUGUGAAGGGAAGCUAAUUGACCCCAUGCUUGAGUGCCUUAAGGAAUGGAAUGGCGCCCCUCUCCCUAUCAGCUAGGUAGGAUAUGAAGUAUACAAAACUGUGCCAAGACGACUUCUUUUCUCCUUCUUCUUCUUCUUCUUCUUCAUCAUCAAGUGGUUAUUUUUCUGCAUUCAAAAUCAAGUCUCAUGUAAAAGUGAACGGCCUUUUUUCCUUCUCUUCUUUUGUACCCAUUAAUGUGUAUGCUGUGUAUCUUCUCUGAUAUAUCGACAAAUCCUUUUCUUGUUACUGUUUUCAAGACAAAUGGAUGGAAAUCCAACCCAGAGAGAAAAUGGAAAGGAGUCUCCUUUGUAACUUGAAUAUGGAUACCUGCAAUCUGGGGAGGAAACUGCUUGGUUCUGUUUUAGUAUGCUGAUA
Linum tenue is the source of this 2694-nucleotide messenger RNA. The record is from the annotation of a GenBank genome assembly. Lineage: Eukaryota; Viridiplantae; Streptophyta; Magnoliopsida; Malpighiales; Linaceae.